Budorcas taxicolor (takin) is the source of this 1599-nucleotide messenger RNA. It is a transcript of the gene ZNF697, whose product is annotated as zinc finger protein 697. NCBI's taxonomy places the organism in Eukaryota, Metazoa, Chordata, Mammalia, Artiodactyla, Bovidae. The transcript has 2 exons. Gene Ontology annotation, biological process: negative regulation of transcription by RNA polymerase II. Bases 1 to 1599 code for a protein of 532 amino acids. The record is from RefSeq and is a predicted model, not a curated record. Gene Ontology annotation, molecular function: DNA-binding transcription repressor activity, RNA polymerase II-specific.
AUGGAACAAGAAGACAAACAGGGUGUGUGUGAAGCCCAGGACUCACAAGACAAGGGCAUGGGCUCUGAUUCUGAGAACUGUGAAGACAGGGAAGGGGACCCAGAUGAAAGAGGAAUGGGCUCCAACCCACAGGACGAAGCUCCAAGAGGACACUCAGAGGAGAGGGAGCUCAUGCCGAAUAUCUGCACAGAGGGGCUGCUGAGCGAGGAAGACGGGGUUGCAGGCCGUGAGGAAGAGGAUGACCAAUCUGGCGUAGCUGAGAUGGCCAUGUUCCCAGGGCUGUCUGAGUCCGACAGCAUUUCCCGGAGUCCCCAGGAAGAAGAGGAAGAGGAGAGCGCUGGGGAGAACCGGCUAGAGGAGGAAGAGGAGCAGCCGCCCCCUGCCGUGCUUCCCUGGAGGCGGCACCUCUCCCUGGGGAGUCGGCACCGGGGCGACAAGCCUGCCCACCGCCGCUUCCGCCGCCUCCACCACCCCAUGUCCAUGGACCUCGGGGAGCUCGACAGCCUGAUGGCCAGCAUCAUGGACGCGCCCACCAUCUGCCCCGACUGCGGGGAGAGCUUCAGCCCUGGCGCCGCCUUCCUGCAGCACCAGCGCAUCCACCGCCUGGCCGAGGCCGCCGCGGCCGCCAGCCUGGAGCCCUUCGGCUUCGCUGGCGAGUGCGAAGCGGUGGUGGGGAUGAUGGGCGUGGGCGGGGGCUUCGGGGCAGGGCCCGCGCUGGCCCGGCCCCCGCGCGAGAAGCCCUUCCGCUGCGGGGAGUGCGGCAAGGGCUUCAGCCGCAACACCUACCUGACCAACCACCUGCGGCUGCACACAGGCGAGCGCCCCAACCUGUGCGCCGACUGCGGCAAGAGCUUCAGCUGGCGCGCCGACCUGCUCAAACACCGGCGGUUGCACACGGGCGAGAAGCCCUACCCGUGCCCCGAGUGCGGCGAGGCCUUCAGCCUCAGCUCGCACCUGCUGAGCCACCGGCGCGCGCACGCCGCGGCUAGUGGCGCGGGGCCGGCGGCGCUGCGGCCCUUCGCCUGCGGGGAGUGCGGCAAGGGCUUCGUGCGCCGCUCGCACCUGGCCAACCACCAGCGCAUCCACACGGGCGAGAAGCCCCAUGGCUGCGGCGAGUGCGGCAAGCGCUUCAGCUGGCGCUCGGACCUGGUGAAGCACCAGCGCGUGCACACGGGCGAGAAGCCCUACAUGUGUUCCGAGUGCGGGGAGACCUUCAGCGUCAGCUCGCACCUCUUCACGCACAAGCGCACGCACUCGGGCGAGCGGCCCUACGUGUGCCGCGAGUGCGGCAAGGGCUUCGGGCGCAACUCGCACCUGGUGAACCACCUGCGAGUGCACACCGGCGAGAAGCCCUUCCGCUGCGGCCAGUGCGAGAAGCGCUUCAGCGACUUCUCCACGCUCACGCAGCACCAGCGCACGCACACGGGCGAGAAGCCCUACACGUGCAUCGAGUGCGGCAAGAGCUUCAUCCAGAGCUCGCACCUUAUCCGCCACCGCCGCAUCCACACAGGCAACAAGCCACACAAGUGCGCGGGCUGUGGCAAGGGCUUCCGCUACAAGACGCACCUGGCGCAGCAUCAGAAGCUGCACCUGUGUUAG